UUUUAACUUGCUUAUUAAACGUGUGUAAUUCAUCCCCUAUCUAUAACAUGCAGCCAGCAUUUAUAACGAAUAACGUAGGAGCCACGACAGGCAGAAAUAUAAGAAACUUGCCAUGCAUAUCUAGGAGAAAUAGCAACCAAAGCGGUUUCUGCAUGUUCGCCAUAGACUGCCUGAAAGCGAAUGGAACCCAUUUGGGUACUUGUAUAGACGGUUUUUAUUUCGGUUCCUGUUGCUACAUCGAACCCGUACAUAAUAUAGUCGAUAACGCUAUAGACACGGAUAUAAUUCCGCAUAGGGAACCGCCGUUUAGGAUAUCAAGCACCACAAAGAAAACCACGAUAGUACCGCUGAACGAAUCUACGACUAUUUCGUUCGAAAAUACCACGACUAGUACUCCAACGGUUGGUACUACAACGGGUAAAACACCUGCGACAACGCUCUCUCAAAAAUUAUCCACAUUCCAAAUGAUAGAUGGAAAUACGCUAGAAGAAGUUAGCACCAAAGCAUCAUUAAACAUUACUACAACUUCAACUACUACAAUUAAAUCAACGACUCCCCAAAUCUCCACGCAAAAUAUAACUAUAAGUACUACAGAAAAAUCUAGCAGUAGUAUAUCGACUACUUCAGCAACUACUACAAAAGUACCGACGAAAAUCACAUCGAAACCGACCAGCGCUGUCUCUAAAUUAACCACGACUUCGAAGAGGCCGGAAAUAAGUUCCACAAAAACUCGAACGACAUCGAAACCUACCAAAAAGACGAGUUCCUCGACGAAGCCGACCAAAAGAACCACCACUUCCAAGGUUACUACAGCCAAGCCUUCGAGUACCAGCCAGAAAACUAAAGUAACGAGUACUACUACAGAAAAAACUAAGCCAUCGCCUUCAGCUAGCGCUAAACCUGCAAUUAUAACUACAACGAAUCUCAAUAAUAUCACUUUAACUACAACUCAAAUAGUUGUUAGUAACAAAAACUCGACAACUAGUACUACUUCUUCCAAACCCGACUUAGGGAAUUAUAAUACAACGACUGAAGAUUGGGUUCCGAUAAUUUUGCUCAAUCAAACAUUAGUGGAAAACUCGACGCAACUUCCACAAAAUCAAACUGCUCAAACUACUGCCAUCACUGAAUCAUCUUCUAUACAAAUCAACACUACUUUUAGUCCACUAACGACUGCAAGUACAAUUACAAGUACGCUUAGUACAAUUUCGCCGUACGAAAUAACGAAUGCAACCACAGAAUCUACGACUGUCAGCCAAACUCCACAGACUGAUUCAAACAUCUUCGACAGACCUGUAAAUAUGAGCGAUUAUACAGACGUGUGCGGAAGGAGAAUGUUUCCGGAGGCUAGGAUAGUCGGUGGGGAAAAGUCUUCCUUCGGAAAAUGGCCUUGGCAGUUGUCCCUUAGACAAUGGAGGACCUCCACUUAUCUCCACAAGUGCGGGGCGGCUUUGCUCAACGAAAAUUGGGCCAUCACCGCCGCCCAUUGCGUCGAUAACGUUCCGCCGAGCGAUUUGCUGCUGCGCUUGGGCGAGUACGACCUCUCCACCGAAUCGGAGCCGUACCUCCACCAGGAGCGGCGCGUCCAAAUCGUCGCCUCGCACCCCCAAUUCGACCCGCGCACCUUCGAGUACGACCUGGCGCUGUUGCGCUUCUACGAGCCGGUCAACUUCCAGCCGAACAUCGUGCCGGUGUGCGUGCCGCAGACCGACGAGAACUUCGUCAGCCGGACGGCGUUCGUGACCGGCUGGGGCCGGCUCUACGAGGACGGGCCGCUGCCCAGCAUCCUGCAGGAGGUGUCCGUGCCGGUGAUCAACAACACGGUGUGCGAGUCCAUGUACAGGUCCGCCGGGUACAUCGAGCACAUACCGCAUAUAUUCAUAUGCGCCGGCUGGAGACGGGGCGGAUUCGAUUCCUGCGAGGGGGACUCCGGCGGGCCGAUGGUCAUCCAGAGGCCGGAUAAGAGGUUCCUGCUGGCCGGUAUUAUAUCUUGGGGUAUCGGUUGCGCUGAACCUAAUCAGCCCGGUGUUUAUACGAGGAUAAGCGAAUUUAGAGAUUGGAUCAAUCAAAUAUUGCAAUUCUAAUUCAUUGUUUCGUCGUUAUUGCGUAUCUUCUUUUUUUUUUAUCUACGAUUUCUACCCAGUGAGAAAACUAGUCGAUUGAUGUCUGAUUUGGUAAUCGUUUGCAAACAAAAUUUUUAAUCAAAUUUAAAAGUUUUCUAUCUGUGUGUACUGAAUACUUAUUGUAUGCACGUUAUUUAUCCUAAAGUACAGUUGGUUGUAAAGUCACCAGGAUUUUAGUGCUUUUAGAUAAAUGGCGCAAAUUUUGCAUAAAAACUGCAUUUUCUUUAAAAAAAUGCCAGAUCUCUUUACAUUCAAUUAAACAAU
Phyllotreta striolata is the source of this 2387-nucleotide messenger RNA. NCBI's taxonomy places the organism in Eukaryota, Metazoa, Arthropoda, Insecta, Coleoptera, Chrysomelidae. The record is from the annotation of a GenBank genome assembly.